Priapulus caudatus is the source of this 325-nucleotide messenger RNA. RefSeq lists its product as uncharacterized. The coding region runs from base 14 to 325 and encodes 103 amino acids. The transcript has 5 exons. NCBI's taxonomy places the organism in Eukaryota, Metazoa, Priapulida, Priapulimorpha, Priapulimorphida, Priapulidae. The record is from RefSeq and is a predicted model, not a curated record.
GAUUCAUAGCUACAUGCAGGAUCAAAGGAUAGCAGAAGUGCUAGGAAUGGGUCUGAUAGGCGGCAGCACAGAGUCAGCGAGUGCAGCUCUUUACUUACUCCAAUCAGCCAUCAGUCCAGUGCAAAGUCUGGCUGAGCAGUUGUCACGCAUGGAAGCCAAGCGAAAGACAGAUGCUAACGAUGUAGGCAAAGGAACCUUGCCAGCAUUGGGCAGUGGUGACCUUACACAGAAAUUUGAGAAACUAGCUGUAACAGGCAAUCCUGAGAACGGCAGUAUUGAAUACGUUGCAUCACUAAUGGCAAGAAUAGCGCCAGUUAGAGACUGA